Molecule: messenger RNA, 4520 nt
Organism: Gymnodraco acuticeps
Lineage: Eukaryota; Metazoa; Chordata; Actinopteri; Perciformes; Bathydraconidae
Gene: cpm
Product: carboxypeptidase M
Exons: 10
Coding region: 222-1607 (461 amino acids)
Biological process (GO): proteolysis
Cellular component (GO): cell surface
Molecular function (GO): metallocarboxypeptidase activity; zinc ion binding
Source: RefSeq, a predicted model, not a curated record
GUGAAUAAGGAACAUUCAUUGAGAGAAGCAGACAGACUGAUUUCCAACAGACCGGAUCCAGCACCGGGACUUUCUGCUGGUACUGAUCGGUCUGUGUGUGUGUGUGUGGGUGUGUGUGUGAGUGUGUGUGCGUGUGUGUGUGUGUGUGUGUGUGUGUGUGUGUGUGGUGUGUGUGAGUGUGUGUGUCGGAGCCACAUACGGACCUGCAGACAGGUGCAGUGAUGUCAUCCCUCCUCCUCUUCCUCUUCCUCUUCCUCACCCCUUCCUCUCCGCUGGAGUUUCGUUACCAUAACAACCGAGAGAUACAGCAGUACCUGGUGGAGAUCAACGCCUCCAACCCCGACAUCUCUCACCUGUACAGCAUCGGACCGUCGGUCAGAGGUCAGGAGCUGUGGGUGUUGGCUCUGGGUCUCAGUCCUCACCGGCACACCGUCGGCAUCCCCGAGUUCAAAUAUGUGGCCAACAUGCACGGAAACGAGGUUCUCGGCCGGGUGUUGCUGCUACAGCUGAUCGAUGACUUUGUGCGCGGAUACAGAAACAACGAGGAUUGGUCGGUGAAGUUACUGAACAGCACCCGCAUCCACAUCCUGCCGACGAUGAACCCCGACGGCUUCGAUGAGUCAGACACAAACUGUCUGUUCAGCCAGGGCAGGGCCAACUAUAACGGUGUUGAUCUGAACAGAAACUUCCCCGAUGCGUUCGCUGGUCUCCGGAAACAACCGCAGCUGGAAGAAAGUAGGCGGGAGGCAGAGGUCAGGGCUGUGAUUGGCUGGUUGAGGAUGGAGAGUUUUGUUCUCUCUGCAAACCUUCAUGGAGGAGCUCUGGUGGCCAGCUAUCCCUACGACAACAGCAACGGAGGUAGUGAGCUGGUGGGCGGGGCCAGUGUUAGCCCUGAUGAUGAUGUUUUUAACCACCUGGCGAAGGUUUACUCCCAUAACCACGCCUCCAUGCACCACGGGGAGCAAUGCCGCGACAGCGGACCGUUUCCGGAGGGCGUAACCAACGGAUACCUGUGGUACGCAAUCUCAGGUGGGAUGCAGGACUAUAACUACGUGUGGGCUCAGUGUUUGGAGUUGACUCUGGAAGUUUCCUGCUGCAAGUUUCCUCCAGAAAAUCAACUUCCUGCUCUGUGGACAGAAAACAGGAAGUCACUGCUUGCUUUUAUUAUGCAGAUUCACCUGGGGGUCAAAGGUCGUGUGUUUGAUGGCUCCGGGGUGCCUGUGCAGAACGCGGUGGUGGAGGUCAAAGGACGCAGCAACAUGUGUCCGUUCAGAACCGAUAAACACGGAGAAUACUACAGACUGCUGCUGCCGGGAGAAUACGUGUUCACGGUGACGCACCCCGGUCACAAGGUUUUGACGGAGACUCUAAACGUCCCUCAUGGACCCGAUCAAUACUCCGCCAUGAAACACGACUUCAUGUUACGCCAAAUCCCUGCUACGACUGUUAGCCCCCAGGCUAACCUCACCAAAGCUAACAGCACCGAAGCUAACCUGACCCCCAGCUGUAACUACACUUUAAACCUGGAUGCAGGCGCCUCCAGGAGCUCGUGGACGGGACUUUGUGUGUCGCUCGGCCUGGUGGUGCUGCUAUCGCUAGUUAGCUGAGAGAGCUGGAAACUUUGAUGGCAAACACUGAUGGUUUAUUUGGGGCUUCGGCCGGAGAAUUCACAAGACAUUUUACUGAAGAUCUCUACCCCAGACCCAUGUAUUUAGCUAGUUCUGAGAGAAUAAUCAACAGGCAGGAACAGGGAGACAAAACACUGAGAGCACAGCAGCCCAAGGUUGAGGCCUGGAUCCUAUUGCAAUAUAUGAACUGGCAAAUGGACUGUACUUAUAAAUCUCUUCAUCAUGUCUGUUCGACCCCUCGACCCUUUACAUACUACGAGUCAUUCACCCAUUCACACCUCAUUCAUGUAGAGCAGCACCACUUGCUCCAGUGGACAAAGUGACAGUGAGUUUUGUCGCUCUCACUUCCUGUAAUUAACAUGGACACAUCCACACGUUGACUGCAGGGGAUCGAACCAACAACCUACUUGUUGAAAGACGACCGCACUCCCUAUAGAUAAUAUAAUAUAACUAUUACUGCAAAAGGGCAGAACAAACUGAUAAACGGGGUCACAGUUAUGGGCCUAGGUGAAUAUUUCCCCAACAGGUGUGACGGACACAGGUUUGAACCCUCAACCUGCGAGAAAAAGGAACAAGAAGAACAUGUGGCCCUGUGGAGGAUGACUGAAGGUUUAACACAGAAGUUUUCUAAUUCGAGGGCGAGCAAGUUGGGGUUAACAGCACGGAAGAAAGCUCACAUGCAUGAGGUCAGAAGCUUUGGGACGGAGCGGCGAUACUUGCAGAGCUCAUAGUCAGGUUUUCCAUCCAGAUGUGAUGCAAAUUUAAAGUGAAGGUCGAGGUCAUUUGCAAAACAAAAUACGAUUAAUUCCUUUAAGAAAUGUUGGUUCAAGGAGAGACGUCUUCCCAAGAGGAUGAGGGCCACAUGUGAAGAUUUGUCUCAGAUCCGGCCAAAAGUGAAUAGAUUUUUCAUGUUCGAAGAUUAUAGUCGAUAGAAAUCGGUCAGAAUUCCGAGAUAAGAGAUCAAAUUCAGAAGACGAAGAAAAAAAGAAAAGAAACGGAGAAAAAAAGACAAAAUUCAGAGAAAAAAGUCAGAAUUAUCCGGAAAAAAGUCAGAACUCAGAGAAAAAAGUCUGGAUUCUCAGAACUCUGGAAAUGUUCACGUGUGUCCCUUAUCCUCUCCCGUAGAAAUACACUCACCAAAGAGUUUGUUUUGGACUCUUCGGCUGAAAGAAUCUGCGCUUAAUUUGAUUUUGUUGUGAAAAUAAUUCAUUUUUCGACCAAAUGUCAUAAUUUCCGAUGCUUGAGUGACCAUCGUUCAUCAUUUUCAAAAAGCCUGAAUAACUACUAAUACUAAAGAGCUGUACAUGUGAGAAAAAUAUGUUUUAACUUUGCAUAUCUAGGAAUAUAUUAUAUGUAUUAUAACACCAAUCCAGCCCCAUUUUAAGGCAGGGAAGAACUUCAUAACACAGUCACAUAUAAUGGACUCUUUCCAGCGUCAUAGAGACACAAUCUGCGGGUACAAACGUGUUUUUAACCGGGAGAUAAUUGAAUUUAAAUGGAUAAUAGGAGGAGAAACUACAGCCUUUAGGAUCUUGACUUGUGAGGUCAUUAACCGAGGAAAAUAUAGACCGUGUAAUUUCAUACGGGAGGAGGAGGAGCACUUUAAAAUUAGCGCUUGCAGGGACUGUUUUUAGACCACAGGAAAAGGACCUCACAGAAGCUAUUAAUCAUCAAGCUGAACUCAAUGAGGUGCGUUUGAUUUAUGACUCCACGGUUUACACAGAGUCAUCAGACAUGUUCAUACAAGCGUUUCAUUAUUUCUGCAUAUCUCGUGUUUUUUAAGGAGGGUUGCGAUUAAUCUGAGGGGGUUGAAAAAGCAGGAAAUAAGAAGAAAUCACAUUUUAUUUACACAAAUUAUCACUUUUCUCUAUUUAUUCUGGCUUUGUGUGAAAUAUUACUCAUCUUGAAAUCGUCCAUCAAUCUGCGUAGUUGUUUUGGAAAGACCAUGCAGAAGUUGCUUGAAAAUAUUGACAUUUUACAUUCUAUUUAAUAGAAAAGUCAUUAAAUUAUAGUUUUCUCCACGUUUGUAGGUGCUUUGCAAAAAGGAGCUGCUAAUUCGGCGUACUUUUAUUGUGCCAAUUUCCUCAAAAUGUUAAAAAAUAUAGGCUAAAAAUACACAACAAUCUCCACACAAAUCAUCACGUUUCUCUAUUUAUGCUUUCUUUAUUGUGAGUUAUACAUUAACUAUUGUUGAUUCUGACUAAACGUCCAUAAAUCUGCUUAGAAAUCGUAUUUAAAGAAAAGACCAGGUUGGCAAAAAUCACAUUUUUCCGUAUCAAAGUGAUCCCAUAAAAGAUGUCUGAACAUUUAUGGCUGCAAUGCUAACACUAGCUACUAUUAGCUAAUUCGGCAAUCUUCAUUAUGCCAAUUUGUCAAAAAUAUUAACACAAUAUAGGCUAAAAUAAUGUUUGUAUCGCACUUCUGACUCCAUGGACUACCUAUACUUCCUGUUUACUGCCCCUUAGCAUUAUGGGAAUUGUAGUUUCUAAGCGUACAUUCUAUUAUCCCCCACAUAGAAGUCAAAAUUAUUGCGCUAUCAACUUAUAUACAAAAAACAGGACUAUGUGAGGACUGGGAAUCAAACCUGAGACCUCUAUCUGUGAGGUGACACAUGUAAUACACUAUCUGUACACAGUAUAUAUAUUUAUAUGCAGUAUUUAUACUCAGAUGUGUCUCAUGUUUAGCUCCAAAUAACAGGUGUGAUGUGUUUUAUCUCAGAGCUCAGUAAAGUUUAUUUUUGCCAAAUAUCUUCUAAUCUUUUUCUACUUUUGUAUUCUUUGAUAUUCACUUUGUCUUCAUAAUGAAAUCCUCUCCUGUGCCAUGUUGUAGUGACUGCCGGAUUCAGUCACAUUAAAAAAAAAUCAGACCUCAUUAAAGAUUUAUAUUUCUGCA